Molecule: messenger RNA, 6901 nt
Organism: Zophobas morio
Lineage: Eukaryota; Metazoa; Arthropoda; Insecta; Coleoptera; Tenebrionidae
Product: fatty acid synthase-like
Exons: 18
Coding region: 81-6767 (2228 amino acids)
Biological process (GO): fatty acid biosynthetic process
Molecular function (GO): fatty acid synthase activity; oxidoreductase activity
Source: RefSeq, a predicted model, not a curated record
ACAUAAGCUACAGGUUUAUACUUUUGCAAAUAAAAUUUCUUUGCUGCAGUGUAACCGAUAAUUUGCACGUACCUCUGAAGAUGGACUUCGACGAAACUAAAGACAAAGAUUCAUUUAAAUCUAAUUUUCAAUAUGCUCGUUGGUUAUCAUCUCCACCACCUGGCGAUGAAGUGGUUAUAUCCGGUAUGUCUGGUCAUUUUCCAGAAGCGGAAAAUAUUUUUGAAUUUCGGGAUAACAUACUCAACAAAAAGGAUAUGAUUACUGUGAACGACAAAAGAUGGGUAGCAGAUCACCACGAUUUACCAAAAAGAAAUGGUCCUAUUGAUAAUAUCGACAAACUCGAUGCUGGAUAUUUUGGACUUCAUCAUCGUCAAGUUAAUUUUAUGGACCCUGCUUUGAGAGUUGUUAUGGAAACGGUUAUAGAAGCUGUUAUGGAUGCUGGAAUAAAUCCGUCAGAGCUCAAAGGAAGUAAAACUGGGGUAUUUUUGGGUCUUUGUUGGUCAGAUGUGGAAAAUCCCACGUUUAUGCAACAAACGGAGCCGCAGAAGUUUGGAAUAACAGGUUUCCUUAAAUCGAUGUACGCUCAUCGUCUCAGUUACUUUCUGAAAGUUAAAGGACAGUCCUUUGUAUCUGACUCAGCUUGUAGUAGUUCUGGGAACGCCCUCAAUGCUGCAUUUAGAUCUAUCAGAAGUGGUCAAUGCGAAAAUGCGAUUGUGGCUGCUUGUACUUUAACUUUACAUCCUGCAGUUACGAUUCAAUUUUUUCGUCUGGGAGUUUUAUGUCGUGACGGGGUUUCCAAAGUAUUCGAUGAGGACGCAAACGGUUACGUUAGAAGUGAGGCUUGUACAUGUAUUUUGCUCCAGAAGUCUAAAAAUGCAAAACGCAUUUACGCACAAAUUAUUAAUACGAAGGUGAACUCCGACGGUUUUAAAAAGGAAGGCAUAACAUAUCCUUCUUCGCAAAUGCAGGAAGAGCUUAUGACUGAAAUAUACAAGGAAAGUAGUAUUGACUUCUCAAAACUCAGCUACGUCGAAGCACAUGGUACUGGUACUCAAGUUGGUGAUCCUGCAGAAGCUAAUGCUAUUGACAGGGCUCUAGCGAAAAAAUGUGGAAAACAACUUCUCGUCGGUUCAGUAAAAUCGAAUAUUGGUCAUACAGAACCCGUUUCAGGUCUCUGUUCAAUUGUCAAAGUACUGAUUGCUAUGGAAACCGGAUUUAUACCACCCAAUAUCAAUUUGAAAAGAGUUAGAAAAGGAUUGGAAGGGACUGAACAAAACCGAAUGAAAAUUGUGACAGAAACUACUGAGCUUCCAGGACAAUAUGCCAUUGUAGGUGUUAACAACUUUGGUUUCGGAGGCAACAACUGUCACAUUAUAUUACAAAGGUUUAAAAAAGACAAAAUUAAUGGUGGACUGCCAAAAGACGAUGUUCCUAGAUUAAUUUGUGUCAGUGGUCGUACUAAUGAAGCAGUUUUGAACAUUUUAAACGACUUUAGUAAUAAAGCUUUGGAUGAAGAAUAUAUUGGUCUCCUUCAUCAGUUACAUAAAAUGAAUAUUCAAAAUCAUUUAUACAGAGGAUAUGCAAUAGUUUCCAAACAAGGUGUUCUGUCGAUGUCAUCAAAACGUUUGCCUCCUAAACAACCACGUUUGCAUAUAUUUUUUGGACAGUUCGUCAAAAAUUUUAAAUUACUAGCUUCUUAUUUAUUGCAAUUUUCAGCUUCCAGAGACAUUAUAGCAAGAAUUAAUAGUAUCUUGGAGGCCAAUAAAGUAAAAACUUUUGAAGAAAUUUCAACAUCGAGAACAAAAAUAGAUGAAGAUAUAUUAGGAUCAGUGUGUUUGCAAUUAGUCGUUGUAGAUAUUUUCAAAAAGUUAGAACUGUUUCCUGUUAGUGUUUUCGGUGAUGACCAUGGCAAGAUUAUUUGUGAUUAUUACUAUAAUAUAAUCCAAUUGGAAGAGGCUGUAUUAGAAGCUAUAAAACUUUGUAACUUGAAAGUUGACUCAAGAAAUUUCGUGUUUGAAAAUUCUAAUAAGCCACCCAAAGGCACGAUAACAUUAAAUCUUUCCGAUGUGUCGAUCACAGAUAAAGAUUAUUUACUGGCAGAAAAUGGUACUGUGAAUUUUUUGGAUUUGCUUGGAAGGUUAUAUAUUGAAGGAUACCUUCCCCAAGUUCACAAGAUUUACCCUGAAGUCGAAUUUCCUGUAAGUAGAGGCACCUCGAGUAUUUCUCCUUUUAUUCAGUGGGAUCACAAAACGUCGUGGCUGGGAUAUAAGUUUAAAGGAUUUAUUUCAUUUACGGAAAAGGAACAGGUGGAAUAUAACAUUUCGUAUUUAUAUGAAGAACAUCAGUUUAUUAAAGGUCACGUUAUCGACGGACGCAACCUUUUCCCAGCUACCGAAUAUUUAAAAUUGGCCUGGCAAACAUUUGCCGACACUAAGCAUCUUGAGCUUGAUACCACUCCUGUAAUUUUCGAAAAUUGUAAGUUUAUAAGAGCUGUUACAAUGCCUAACAGUGGUUAUGUAAAACUUCUCGUAACGCUGCAAAGAGGGACAGGUUGUUUUGAAAUUCUUGAAAAAAAUUCUUUAGUAGUUCGUGGACGAAUAACCAUUUGUUCCAAUUCAGUUGGGCAACAAGUUAAUCUUCCACCUAACAAUGUUUUCCAUGGUGAUAAAUUAAAUAUCUUGCGUCAAGAUGAAAUUUACCGAGAAUUUUAUCUAAGGGGAUACAAUUACAGUGGAUUGUUCAGAGGUAUAAAAACAUAUAAUGUAGAUGCGUCUUUGGGUUUAAUCAAGUGGGACGAUAACUGGGCUACGUUCAUGGACAAUAUGCUUCAACUUCAACUACUUCAAACUGAUACAAGACUGCUGUUCGUUCCUGUUGGAAUUAAGAAAAUAAUCAUUGAUCCCAUCAAACAUAAACAAAUCGUCGAAAGCCAGAAUGGAGAAGAAUGUUUACUACCUGCACAUACGAACAAGAAUUGUAACAUGAUAAAAUGUGGUGGAAUCGAAAUACAUGGGCUUCAGGUUAGAUCUAUUUUUAAAAAAAAGGCAAGAUUGGAACCAAUUUUAGAAAAACACGUUUUCGUUCCAAAUAGUACGACUUUAGAUUUAGAAGAAGUUGUGAGGGUCAAUACACAGAUUAUCUUGGAAAAUACUUUAGAGCAUCACUUCAAAGCUGUGGAAAUUGUAAACGAAUUCACUGAUAUAAGUUCCACACAUAUAAUGGGUUUCGUCAACAAAGCUCUAGAAGAUAUGCCAUUAGUUGCACCCGAUCUUACCAUUUCGUCAAAAACAACCUUAAAUGAAACACCUGGUAUAAAGUGCGAAACAGUUACUUUAACGCCAGAAAGUAAUAUACUUUUGUACAUUGGUAGUAAAAUUUUAGAACAAUCAAACAGUUUAAAACAGUUUUUCGUGCCUCUUAGAAAAAAAGGGUUUAUCUUAACACGGGAGGAAAUCAAUUUUAGACUAGAAAAAAUUACUAAUGAUGUAGACAUUCUCACUGACUAUAUGACAGCAAAUGAAAGAAUUAUUUUAUUGCGGAAAAAAGUGGACUCUGUUGAGCCCAAACUGGUUGAAGUGUCUUCGAGUAAUUUCGAGUGGUUACCGGAACUACAAAACGCGUUGAAUCUUGGAAAAAAUGUCAUAGCUUAUGCAACAAAUCAAAAACCCGAAGGAAUAUUGGGUUUAAUAAACUGUAUCAGAAGAGAAAGAAAUGGAAGUUUAGUUAAGUGUUUCUUUAUCAUGGACGAUGCUCCAAAAUUCGAUCCUCAACACUCGUUUUAUAGUAAACAGAUCAGUAAAAACAUGGAUGUGAACAUUUACAAGAACGGAUCCUGGGGAACGUACAGACAUUUGCGUUUGGAAGAAAGGCCUAAGGUCAACAGCGAGCAUUCUUAUGCGUAUUUCAAAAAUAGAGGAGAUAUAUCCAGUUUGGAGUGGUUAGAAGGACCUUUAAAUGCAAAAGUGCCCUUAGAAGAAGGGCGGUUCUUGGGUCUAACUUACUAUUCUUCAGUUAAUUUUAAAGAUAUUAUGGCUGCCUCUGCUCGUGUGAACCCAGAAAUAUUAGAACCACGCCGUCUUGCCCAAGAAUUUCUAACAGGGUUUGAAUUUUCAGGAAAAGAUUUAAGUGGUCGUCGGAUAGCUGGAAUUACUGACUGUCAUGGAAUUUCCUCCCACGUUAUUGUUGAUCCUUCUUUGGUUUGGCAAGUACCCGACUCAUGGACUCUCGAAGAUGCAGCCACAGUUCCUGUUGUAUAUUCUACUGUUAUUUAUGCUCUUUUGAUGGUUGGGAAUAUGCAACCGGGUUGUUCAAUUCUUAUUCACUCUGCGACUGGUGGUAUUGGAUUGGCCGCUUUGAACGUUUGCCUUCACUAUAAAUGCGAAAUUUACGUAACUGUUGGAACUCAAGAAAAAAGAGGCUACUUAAAGAAGUAUUACCCUCAAAUUCCAGACAGCCACAUAGGUAACUCACGGGAUACAUCAUUUGAACAAAUGAUCAAAAGGGAAACUAAGAGUAGAGGAGUUCACAUUGUUUUGAACUCGUUAAGUGAGGAUAAGCUACAAGCUUCGGUUAAAUGUCUAGCACGAAAUGGACAAUUUAUGGAAAUCGGCAAAUAUGAUCUGGCUAAUGACAGUUCUUUAAAUCUUUUAUUUAUGAAAAAUAAAGCCAUUUAUCAUGGAAUAGUAUUAGAUGGGGUUUUUAGAAGUUCAUUUAAAGAACUGAAGUCUAAGUUGAUAAACCAUUUGUUGGAAGGAAUUAAGGCAGGUUUUGUAAAACCGCUUCCUAGAAUUUUGUUUAAUGCUGCCCAAGUAGAGGAAUCUUACAGAUAUAUGAUGACAGGUAAACAUAUCGGUAGAAUUUUAAUCAAGCUUCGGAAUGAAGAUGAAAGUAACAAUGGUGUGACUAGGAUUGAUAAAUUACAAAUUUGUUCGCAUCCACGAUUCAGUUGUGACGUACGUUACACAUAUGUCAUUAUUGGUGGACUAGGCGGAAUUGGGUUAGAACUAAGUGAUUGGUUAGUUUUAAGAGGUGCCAGGAAGCUAGUGCUGACUUCAAGAUCGGGACUUCAAAAUGCUUACCAUCAGCAAAGAAUAGACAUAUGGAAAUCUUACGGUGUCCAAGUUAAAGUGUGUGCCAAUGACGUAAGCACGGAACAAAAAUGUGAAAAUCUAAUAAAAGAGGCGAACGAAUUGGGACAAAUCGAUGCCAUUUUUAAUUUGGCUGUUGUUCUUCAAGACGCACUAUUCGAAGAUCAGACUAAAGAAAAAUUCCUUGCUUCGUUGACACCAAAAGCUUACGCCACGGCAUAUUUGGACAAAGUUAGCAGGAAAUUAUGUCCAAAAUUAAGAUAUUUUGUUGUGUUUUCUUCAGUUUCUUGUGGUCUCGGUAAUGCGGGUCAGAGCAACUAUGGUAUGGCAAACUCUGUGAUGGAAAGAAUAUGUGAGGAUCGAAAGCGAGAAGGAUUGCCUGCUGUAGCUAUCCAAUGGGGGGCAGUUGGUGAUGUUGGUUUGGUAGCGAAAAUGCAAAAGGAGAAUAGAGAGUUAGUGAUUGGUGGCACUCUGCAACAAAGAAUUUCAAGCUGCCUUGAAGUAUUAGAUGUGCUACUGAGACAUGAUUAUCCAGUUGUUUCUAGUAUGAUAGUUGCCGAAAAACACCACAAAGGUGACAUUCUCAGUGCAGUAGAAGCGGUUGCUCACGUUAUAGGAAUAAAAGACAUCAGAACUGUAAGUCAGUAUACGACUUUUGCAGAACUUGGUAUGGAUUCGAUGGUGGGUACAGAAAUUAUUCAACUGUUGGAAAAGGAUUUUGAAAUCUACGUAACUUCCAAAGACGUGCGGAGUUUAACAUUUGCAAAAUUGAGUGAAAUGGAGGAAGAAAAUGUGAAUAGAAAUGAAGAUUGUAAAAAAGCAGAGCAAGGCACCAAUUUGCUCAUUCAGUAUAUUCCUGAUACCGAAACUAGUCACUUACCUGUGGUUCACUUAACAACCAAAGUAGAGUCCAGUGAAGAAGCUCCAAUAGUGUUUAUUUUACCAGGCGUCGAGGGAAAUUUGAAACCGUUCGAAAUUCUGACUAGUUCAUUGAAAGCUCAUGUCAUAGGAAUACAAUACAACUAUAAACACCCUGAAAAUAGUAUUCAAGAAAUAACAGAAAAUACGAUUUCGCACAUUGAAUGUCACUUAACUAGAAAUGUUCCAUUUUUCUUCAUUGGAUAUUCAUUUGGGGCUAUUGUUGGCAUAGAACUUAUGAGUUUAUUGGAAACCCGAGGUUAUACUGGCACAGUUAUUCUGAUAGAUGGUUCCCCAACAUACUCAAGUUCUGCUGUAAAAAGAAAUUUUGAGUGUGAAAAUGAUGUCAAAUUUCAAAUGGCAGUUUUGAAUAAAGUUUUGAGUUUCGUAAUUCCGUUCGAUGUACUUUCAGAAUAUCAGGAAGCAUUGUUAAAGGCCAAAGAUUUAGAACAACGAAUUGAUGUAGCUCUAGCUUUGAUACCUCCAGAAACCAUUAACAAAGAGAAACUGGAAAAACAGGCACCUCUUACCCUGUAUAAACGGUUGCAAGCAAUGAUGAAUUACAUAUUCAGAAAUAAGAAAAUCAAAUCAUUAGUACACUUAUUCAAAGCGAAAUAUCCCUUGGUUGACGACGACGAUGACUAUCAGUUGUCAAAAGUGUGUGAGAAUUUAACACAGGUGGUUACCAUAAAUGGCGAUCAUGUAACGAUUUUAAACAAUCCAGAGCUCGUUAAUGGUGUCAGUAACAUUGUAACUUUAUAGCAGUAGUCUUACUCCAUUUUAGAUAUAUAACUAACUCAGAAAAUUAAACGUAGUGACAUCAUUUAUUGUUUAUCUUAAGUCUUCUGCUUAAAAGUGCAGUUGUUACGUUUGUAGUAAAUAAUCUAUAUAAAAAU